AUGAAACUUUAGGACAUGGAGACAAAAAGAGAAAAGAGACUAGAGGCAAAGAAAAGAAAAGCAGCUGCUUUUUUACAACUUGUCAAAAAAGAGGAAGAAUAUGUUGCACCUGAAAAGAAAAACAAAUCUGAAGAUUCCCAGUCAAAUAAUGAAAAUCCAGCAGCUUCAGGGAGCAGUGGGAAUAAAAAUCCCCAAAAUUUCCAGCAGAUGGCAGAGGAUGAACUUCUUAAACUUAGGCAAGCAUUACGGGAGAGACAGAAAUUAUCAAUGGAAAAGCCAAAGGUGUUCUUGACUCUGGAAGAAAUGGCAAGGGAGAAUGUUCCAAGCUUUAAAACAGACUUAAAGGAAGAAGAUAUUCCUCCUUUGUUUAUUAGUGAUAUACAGAGUCUUAUUUUAUUUGCUGUACAAAAAUCUGCUUGUAGAAUGAAACCAAGAUGGUGUAAAUUACUUCGAGGUGGAAAAGUGGCCAGUAUUGUUGUGAUGGUGAUGAGUGGUGUCAGUAAUACAGAGCUAGAGAAAUAUCCAGAAUCAUUUUCCACACUCAAAAAUGAAUUUCAAAUACAUAUAGAUAUAGUAAACCCAUCUCAGUAUGCCAGAACAGUGCCAUCAGAACUAUUCUGUAUUCUACCUCCGAGACAUGAAAGGAUUGUGGCUUCCAAAUCUGUUGCAAAGAAAAAAGUUGAAAAAGAAAAACAAGAAGAAUCCUCCAAAAAAUCAGACCCUCCUGAGGAGACUGACCAUCCUCCAGCCCUACAUAAAGAUGAUGCCUUUCCUAGGACAUCUCUCCUUCUAAAUACAGCUCAGUUAAUGCAGGAGAAGUACCCCCUACCUGUACAGUACUGCAAUGUAAAUCCAGUCAACUUUAAGUUCACCAAAGAAGACUAUUUGCCAGUUGAUGACCAGAGCCCUAUGUUUGCCUUGGAUUGUGAAAUGUGUUUGACGGUAGCCAGACAGUUGGAGUUGACACGUGUAUCUAUUGUAGAUGAGAAGUUAGAAGUUUUGUAUGAUACACUGGUUAAACCUUACAACAGAAUCAUCAACUAUCUCACUGAGUUUAGUGGUAUCACAAAGGCUCUACUGGAUCCAGUCACCACACGGCUGUCAGACGUACAAAAGAAAAUCCAGGAAAUUCUGCCGGCCAACGCCAUUCUUUGUGGACAGUCACUGGGCGGAGACUUAAAAGCUAUCAAGAUGUACCACCCUUAUGUGAUAGAUACAAGCUGUAUAUAUAACCUGUCUGGGCGGCCUGGAAUUAAAACUGGUCUGAAGAGGCUCACAGAAAUGUUUAUCAAGGAGGCAAUUCAGGAAGGAAAAAAAGGUCACGACUCAGUGGAGGACUCAAUAGCCACCAUGAAACUGGUUAAACACAAACUCAAACAUAAUGUCAACUAUGGAGAUGUAAGAAUGGGGUGGACAGUUGCAGACAACAAUCCUGAAGAACAAACUGAUGGAACAGGGUCAGAGUUCAAACUCUUAAACAUGGAAGAACCUGAAGAAAACGAUGAACCUGACACCCCUCAAAAACACAUUGUAUCUAGACAGAAAGCUUUCUUUAGAAUGGAGCGAUAUUUUUACAGCAUGUUUGAAGUCCUGCAGAAAUAUGGUCUUACAGCUGCCAUGGUAACAGACCAGGAAACAGUUCAGAAGUUUGGAAUGGACAAUGGAGUGGUUGCUAUAGGAUCAGAUUCAGAUAAAAAGACCAAAUCACUUGUGAAAUCUCAUGUACAGUUUCAUGACUUUGUGUACAAUAGUUAUGACAACUAUCUUUCUCACAUAGGAGUGGAAGAAACAGAAGAAGCAAAAUUGAACUGCUUACAGAAAAUGGACAAAAGAAUAGGAAAGAUUCUUAAGAAUGUGAAACAGAACUCUUUGGUGAUUGUGAUAGUUCCAGGACGAUCUGAAGCAGGAAAACAACAUACUGGCACAGCAUUUGUUAAAAUAAAAGACUAA
Molecule: messenger RNA, 1950 nt
Organism: Saccostrea echinata
Lineage: Eukaryota; Metazoa; Mollusca; Bivalvia; Ostreida; Ostreidae
Product: RNA exonuclease 5-like
Exons: 14
Coding region: 16-1950 (644 amino acids)
Cellular component (GO): nucleus
Molecular function (GO): exonuclease activity; nucleic acid binding
Source: RefSeq, a predicted model, not a curated record